Molecule: messenger RNA, 420 nt
Organism: Leguminivora glycinivorella
Lineage: Eukaryota; Metazoa; Arthropoda; Insecta; Lepidoptera; Tortricidae
Exons: 1
Coding region: 1-378 (125 amino acids)
Source: RefSeq, a predicted model, not a curated record
AUGAACAUGCUCCGUUGGAUGUGUGGAGUAUCGCAGAGAGACCGUGUGAGAAACUCCCGCAUUCGCGGCAGUCUUCAUGUCCGUGACAUAGUAGACAAGCUCCAAGAAAGCCGCCUACGAUGGUACGGCCAUGUCUUACGUAAACCGGCAAGUUACAUAGGGAACAAAUGUCUUGCCAUGCCACCUCCGCCCGGCCCCGGACGAAGGGGAGCACCCAAGAAAUGUUGGCUUGAUGUCGUUGGGGCUGACAUGCGUGCUAAUGGUCUCACUAAAAGGGAUGAAGAAGACCGUGCGAAGUGGAGGAGAAGAAGCCGGAAAGCGGACCCCGGGCUCCGAAGCGCCCCAGCUGAGGAUGCAACCGGGAAAUCGUUAAGAUGAGAGAGAGAGAGAUAAUAGCAGAAAUAAGUUGACCCCUAAGCA